AUGCAGCAAGCAUCAGUAAUGAUGAUUCUUGCGUCCCAGCUGGUUAUGUCCCCGUCAAGGCUUUCUGAUAACUACACAUUGAUGUAUGCAUGGAUGGUCAUCUAUGAGGUACAGAAUCGAAUGUCGGACCCAUGUCUAGAACUAUGGCAAUGUGCAAAAAAUGGGGUACGCACCGCCAAGUCGUGCCGCCUCCGCUGGGUCAACAAGCUCAGGGCUAAUCUCAAAAACGGUUGCAAAUUCUCGGCGGAGGAAGAAAGGGUGGUGAUCGAGUUGCAGGCGCAGUUCGGGAACAAAUGGGCGAGGAUCGCAACACACUUGCCUGGGCGGACUGACAACGACGUCAAGAACUUCUGGAGCAGCAGGCAAAAGAGACUGGCCAGGAUCCUCCGGGCCUCAUCUUCCAAGCAGCACAAACACAAAAGGGAAGUCCCUGUCGUUCCCCAUCACAAUGUUCCGAUUGUGGAGAUUCCCAAAUCGAGCUCUUCGGUGGAGGAAGAGUCGACCUCAAGGGCUUGCUUGGGGGCAAUGCCGCACAUCACUGAUCCUCCGCUGCCGCAGAGACUGCUUCCGCCACCGCCGGACCUGCCAAACGCCGUUAUUCCCAAUGCUAGUGGCCAUUUGGCUCCACAUGAGUUUGACUCCAACGAGAGCCUCUACUCCGAUCCUCACAUGCAAAUCCCGUUCCCUCACAUACCACUGCCGCAAUUAGGCAUCUCGUUCUCGCUUGAGAGCCAAGAGCUCAUGGCAAGGCUCGACGACCCCAACUAUUUCAGUUUGCUGGGCCCUGGGGAUGAUGCUUCCGAGCUCGUGGACAGAGAGGGAUUUCCUCCCGACAUGCCCGUUCUUGGUCCUUCCUUGUGUUGUAAAGACAGCGACGGCAUGAUAGACGGGAAUAUGAACCCGGAUGUUUUCUUCGACGACUUGCCAUUGGAUGUACCUGACCAUUUCGAGCCACUCCCGAGCCCAUCGAAGUGGUGA
Syzygium oleosum is the source of this 978-nucleotide messenger RNA. RefSeq names its product transcription factor DUO1-like. Lineage: Eukaryota; Viridiplantae; Streptophyta; Magnoliopsida; Myrtales; Myrtaceae. The transcript has 5 exons. The record is from RefSeq and is a predicted model, not a curated record. Bases 1 to 978 code for a protein of 325 amino acids.